Pelmatolapia mariae (spotted tilapia) is the source of this 6899-nucleotide messenger RNA. It is a transcript of the gene zdhhc3a, whose product is annotated as zinc finger DHHC-type palmitoyltransferase 3a. NCBI's taxonomy places the organism in Eukaryota, Metazoa, Chordata, Actinopteri, Cichliformes, Cichlidae. Gene Ontology annotation, molecular function: palmitoyltransferase activity. The coding region runs from base 158 to 1093 and encodes 311 amino acids. The record is from RefSeq and is a predicted model, not a curated record. The transcript is spliced from 7 exons.
GGCGGGAGCACGGCGUCGAGUGGGUAACCAAACAGCAGCAGGGGAGAAAGCCACCGGCGGAUGCGCAUCGUUCAGCAUGCGGUGACUGAGGCGGAGGCCUGAAGGCGCUGUGGGUCCAUUGGUGGCAGCAGGAGCAGGAAUCCAGCUUAGAUGAAGGAUGAAGAGCCCGGUGCACAGAUGUAGGGAUGUGGAGCAUGGCCGUGGACAGUCUGGGGCCGGGGGAGGAACCAGCUGCCUACAGGAGGAACAGCGCAUCCCCAUCUCCAAAGACGUCAUCACUUCCUCCUCUGCCUCAGCCAUGUGGUUCAUCAGGGAUGCCUGCGGCAUUGUGUGUGCCAUCAUCACCUGGCUGCUGGUCUUGUACGCUGAGUUUGUGGUGUUGUUUGUGAUGCUGUUGCCCUCCAAGAACCUGAUGUACAGUAUUGUGAACGGGACUCUGUUCAACACUCUGGCCUUCCUUGCCCUCGCCUCUCACCUCAGGGCCAUGUGCACUGACCCUGGGGCCGUGCCAAAAGGAAACGCCACUAAGGAAUACAUAGAAAGCCUUCAACUGAAACCAGGACAGGUGGUCUACAAAUGUCCCAAGUGCUGCAGCAUCAAGCCUGACCGAGCACACCACUGCAGUGUUUGCAAACGCUGCAUACGGAAGAUGGACCACCACUGUCCCUGGGUCAACAACUGUGUUGGAGAGAACAACCAAAAGUACUUUGUGCUUUUCACAAUGUACAUUGCACUCACUUCUCUCCACGCUUUGGUCAUGGUGGUCUUCCAUUUCCUCUACUGCUUUGAAGAUGAUUGGACGAAGUGCAGUACCUUCUCUCCUCCAGCAACAGUCAUCCUCCUCAUACUCCUGUGCUUUGAGGGCCUCCUCUUCCUCAUCUUCACCUCUGUGAUGUUCGGCACCCAAGUCCACUCCAUCUGUACCGACGAGACCGGCAUAGAGCAAUUGAAAAAGGAAGAGAGAAGAUGGGCUAAAAAAACUAAGUGGAUGAACAUGAGGGCGGUAUUCGGACACCCUUUCUCCAUAUUGUGGUUUAGCCCCUUCUCCACCCCCGACCACGGGAAGGCUGAGACCUACCAAUAUGUGGUGUGAAGGCUCAGCGCAGGGAGUGAGGCGGUCCGAUCAAAACCAAAGUGGGAAGGCCUGCCCCCCCCCACACACACACACACACACAGCUCAACGCGAUUUACACUGUAUAUCCCACAUUAGCAAUGGACAGCUUUUCAUGUGCUUUUUUUGUGUUGCCAACUAAGUGCACUAUACGUUUUAUUUUUGUGUUGCCUUGAGUGAGUCGAGUUGCAGAGAAAAAGAAACACUUUACAGUCGUGUUUGCAAACACUGUGAUGGAUCUGUUUGUUUCUGACCUGCUUUCUUUCUCCUCUAUCAGAAGCCCCUCUCUCUUCUUACUGUUUCCUUUUUGCUUCUCCCUAAAGGGUUAGUUCAGCUAAAUUAUAAAGAAAAAGCAGGUGUUAUGUAUUUCCUGUAAUUGCCAGCUAAUUUCAUUACAGUGAAAAUAGGAAAUGAUGUAUAAGGUAAACAAAAAUGCUUCAUAAACUGGCGAAGCACUGAGUUUUAGGACAUUUUAAGGACUUUUUUAGGGUAAAACUAGCUGGAAACUGCAGGUCUCCAGAUUAGAUUAAAAUCACACAUCAGGGUUAGAGUUACUGUAAUUCCACAUUAGCUAUUCUGAUGCCAGCAGAGAGCUUGGUGGAUUUUUUUAGAUGAACUGACCCUUUAAAUAUUACUCAAUGUCAAUGUGUUCCAGACAUGGACUGGAUAAAGCUUUUAAAUGGGUCUACUCUAGAAUGGAUUGUCUGAACCAUUCAGUAAUCAGACCCACGCUCAGGCCGACCCUCUGUUAUAGUGCUGUAGAUAGCACAUCAACAUCUUGCCUUCGUUACAGUGGGAGUAAAUUUUUCAUAGUUACUGAAAAAAAUCUCUCAAGAAUCAAAUGCAAAGAAAGUGAAAGCAAAACACAACAAUUCUAAGAAAGAAUUUACAUUAGAAUUACAUAGAGCGCUCCAUUUGGUUCUGAUAAUCGUCACCUUUGUUUCUGGGUUCAGACUUUUCCUCUGUGGUCUUUUUUUCAGCCCCAGUUCUGACACAAAGCUCUCAUGUGGGCUAGUUACAUUUAGAUGAACAUGUCAGUGGACUGAAAGUAAAACUCGAUUAAUUAGAGAGUGGGCUAUCCCUUGGUCUGUCCUAACUGAGAUGUUAUUAUGACUGCUGUUGACAUUAGAAGGUAUUACCACUUGUUAAAUCUGUGCUUCUCUGACUGUUGUCUAAAAGUAGCUGACCAAUGGGGACGCAGCAUUGUAAGCCCAGCCAUGAGAACUUCACAACGGUGGUGCUUUUGUAGUUUCUAUGUAUAUUCUACCUUUGAGUGUUUUUGCUCUUCUCUGAUUCACUUUUUUCAUUCUUGGGAGAUUUUUUUAAAUUUCAUUAUUAGGACAAAAGUUAAUCCCAAGACUUUUGGUCUGUUAUGUUUGUGAUGAGAUUUCUCCUUUUCUUCCCCAUUAGCAGUGACUUUCAGAUUGUCUCAUUCUUACAUUUAGGUUGGAGUUGAAAGCAGUUCCCAUUUUUUAAAACCAGAGCUCUGUUAUCUCAUCAUGUAAAAACCUGUACAUUACACUGCAUUUAACCCUUUGGGUUCUUGUUAAUGUAAGACUACACGAGGCAAGGGAUUGCAGUGGUACCAAAAAGCAGAGCUGAUAGCCUGCUGUGACUAAAGGAUAGCAGAUGUACUGAAUAUUUAAAGUGGGCUUGUUAUGCUCAUUCCCAGCUCUACAGUUCCCUUCUUAGUCUCUAUUUUCUUUAAACUGUGAAUCAUGCAAAGCUAAGCUAGUAAUCUUUAUUUAUCCUGUGAGGGACCUUCGUGCUCAUCUGAAACGAGGUAGUGUAGUUCCCUACCUUUGAGGCAGCCCUUUCUCAAAACCAACUAUAUUCUGAUUGGCUGCCUCUUGUAAAAAGAAUGUUUGAGUUGGAUGGAGCUUCUGUGUCCACAGUCAGAGCCAGAGAUGGCCAUGUUAGAGAGAUCCUCUGUCUUUGACAUCAAACAGAGGAAAGAGUAGAACAAACUGUUUGAAACUGAGUUUAGAGCAGUCUGAAGUCUCACCUCAUUAUUUGAAACUUAUUUAAUAUAAGCAUCCAGCAUAAUAACACAAAGUAUGGCUCAAAAAAGGAAAAGCAAAGCAAAUUAGGUCUGAUUUAGUAGCUGACCCUUGAUCAGCUAUUGAAAGUCAGUUUUUGAGGAUCUCUGUGAUUAAACAACAUAAAAGACCAAAAAGUCACGCUGCAGCCUAAUCAUGUUUUCAGUGAUUUUUAGCACCUACAACAUUGUCCCUGUUUCCUCUCUGAUACAUGCUCAAGAAAAACAAAGCCUCUUGGAGGACAGAAAUGCAUCUUAUUUUUGGCUAAAACAAACCAGGAGGUUUCUGGUUGUUCCAGCAAACAGAACCAGAUUCUCAGUGUUUAAGCCGGCAGUCUGAGUUCUGCUAAAGGAAAAGGAAAGCCUUUCAAUGGUGACUGAUGUCGACCUCAGCCUGUCUUUAAGCAGGAAAAACAUGUGGGUUAGAAGAUGCUGACAGCCUGUCAACAGCCACAUAUGUUCAUUCUGGUUUUUGUUUUUUAUGUUGUUGUUGGGUUUUUUUUGUGUGUUAUGUUUUUUUAAGAAAGGUUUAGCCUCCUACAGUAGCCUCCCACUAACACUCUGUUUGCAUGAAUACGUGCCAGUGAAUCACAGCUCUAAGCCCAUGUGGUGUUUUGAUGUUGUGAGCGUGUGCCAAAUUCAAUAAAACCCACAAUUCUGCGAUUAUUUGGGAACCCUUUGAUAUGAAUUUGCUCUGAAGGGACACUGGCUUCAGUUUAAAAUCCUCUUCGCUGCCGGAAAUGUAUAAAAUCGUGUUCGGAGUUAAAGAGAUGACGUGGAUUUAGAAUAUUCAUUUCUGCACCACGCCAGCCUACAAAGCAUUUAACUGAGGUAUUAACAUUCACUAUUCAAUUUAAAGUACUUAAAAAAGAAGAAGAUUUAAUUGCACUUUGUAUUUCUUUGUAUUUAUCAUUUGAGAUUUUCUCCUGGGUGAACUGCUUUGUUCCAAAGUGUGCGGUUUUAUUCUUCUAUUCUUUGUUUACAUGAUAUUGUGUGUAUCCUUUGUUUCUGAAUGCAUGGUACAGCUGAAGGCUAGUGUAGUUGUGUAUGUGACACUGCUGGUAUGAUGAAGCAGCUGAGUGACGGCAGAGAUUAUUAUUAUUAUUAUUGUUUUGUUUUGUUAUUUUUACAGAAAUUUUAAUUCUUUCUAAAUAUUCUGAAGAGAUUUCAGCACAUGCACAGAGAAUAAAUUCUUCUCAGAUGCAAUGCAACAACUGUGUUUGCUUCCUUUUUGGAGGUGCAUUUAUUUACUUUUGCCUGUCCCUUUAUUUUAUGUUCAAAUAGUAAUACGGGAGCAGAUGUGGGUUUUUUUGUUGGGUUUUUUUCCUCCUUCUCCCCCGUGCACACAGUUCUUAUAUGGCCCUCACAUCCCGCAUUUUCCCUCCGUCCUUGUCUUCCAUUCUGCUCCCACGUUACUGUCUGGGAUCCUCCUCCCCCCGAUACUGUGUCCUCUCCUCACUCAUGCAUUUUUGCUUUGGUUGAUAACUCACUCUGCCGAAAGCUUUCCGAAGCAGACAGCUCUUUGUAAUCUUGACUGAGGUAAGCUUGCGAACAGCAGUCACAGUGGCCGUCCCAUCAAGCUUGACAUGUCACAUGUAUGCACGCUUCAGUCAGAAGGCCAACGUGUGCUUUCAGUUCCUCCUUUGCUGUUUUACUUCAACCAAACGGUUCGAAUGAAUGCGUGAGUUCUGUCUGUAAUGUGAUGCAUGUGCCAUCUAUUUAUUUUUGAAGUGCAUGCCAGUCUUUUUGGACAGCAGCAUGAAAUGUUGGGCAUGUUUCUUUAAAAAACAAAUUGAAUAACAUGGAACCUAAAGCAUUUAGAGGACACUGUUAAAACUCAUCAGAAGUCAUGCUUUUAAAUUCUCAGUUAGCGUUAACUGUAACUUGUGGCCAUGAAGCAGUCUUUGCACCAGUACACUAGAAGAUGGCUGUAAAAUUCACUGUUUGCACUGCAUAAAUACAAGUCCCAAAGUUGAAACUAAUAUUAGGUUCAGCUGUUUGAGUUACCCAAAUGGAUCUUUGACUGUCACUAAAAAUACUCUGUCAAGACUCGGGUUUUUUUGUUUUUUGUUUUUUUACAUUUAAAACACAAAAUUCCAGAAAACUACAUUCAGUGGCAUGUACUUGAGUUUCUUAGCUAAGCAUAAAGACUAUAAACAGGGCACCUGCUAGCCUAACCCCGUAAGCACUCUAAAGCUCACAGAACUACAUGUUGCCCACUCAUCCAAGUACAUUUGCAUAAUGACUGAAUGGCGAACAAUGGGCAGUUGAGUUUUUUGAUCAUUAAUAUGCAAAUUUGUUAUCACCACUGAUCAAAAACCAUUGAUCAGUGGUCAUGAGUACCAUUCACAGAGAGUUGGGGAAUGGCUGCAAUCACAGCAUUGUAAGAUGGUAAGAGGUACCGUUAAGCCCCCUCCUCGAUUCAUAGAUAGUCUUUCCCUUUUCACGUAAAUUGCCUCCUUGACUCCUGACAGUGGUGGUUUCAGUCAUUGUGCAAAGGUACUGUUUUAUAAGGUCAGGUAAACCUGCAAUCAGCUGACAUUAAAGAAGUCACUUGGAUGAGUGACAAAGCGUUUCUCCCACUGAAAACGCUACGUCCAGAUUAACAGAAUCAACUUGUAAGGAUUUCCUUACCUGGAUGAUUGAGCAUGCAUCCAGAUGAGUACAUGUUGCUUUAUGUUAAUAUCUUGGAACACAGUCCUUCUAAAAUAACUUCUUACAUUAGUUCUAGAAGUAUCUGUCAGCGUUACUUUUUGCCAUUAUACAUUAGAAAUCAGAACUGUUGGCCAUCUUGAAAUGAACCCUAAAACUAACAAACUGGAGGGAAAAACAAUCCUAUCCCACCUUCUCAAAGUUCAGGGUGACCUCUUCAAAUGCCUUCUGUUUGGACAGCAGUUGUGAACCCCAAAUAUUGAGUCUACUUUAAUGAAUGCCAAACAUUUUUGAAGCUGGAGCGUGCCUACUAUCAGUCAACACCCACACAUUGGACAUCAAAGCCAGAAUCGCAUCCAAAACUCAGACAUUGCGUAUUUAUCAAGCAGGGCUUUAAAGACUCCUUAAAAAUGACUGCUUUAGCACUUCUAGAGAGGCUGUCAUGUUUUGAGUGGGAGCCAGGUGAAAGCAUCAUUACUGUUACUGGUGUUGUAUUAUAAGCUGCUUCCUGCAUUAGCCUAAGCCUCAAGUUUGUGGUAGCUGGCACUUGGUUUGGAUUAGGAAGUAACAUUCAAAGGUCUGAGGAUAAAAAUAAACUGACAAAUGAUUACCAAGAGGGCAUCCACUGAAGCCUCAUUUACUUCAGCUGGACUUAAAUGUGCUUUGAGACAGCCAGCCAGUUCAAAUAUGUCUCUGGUGCUUUGUUGUAGGAACAAAGACCUGUAAAAGUAAUCACAUUCCCAUCAGCCUCGGCUGCAGUUCAGUUUAGGUGUUAAUUAGCAACCAUUAGAGCAGCUGGCUCCACUGCCAGUCCUGUUCUCUUUGCUUCCUGGCCAGUACACACAGAAUAAAUGGCAGCAAUGACAAGUAACUCUUUAAAUGAUUAAACCCUCAACCUGAAGACUUUUUUUUUUUUUAAAUAAGCUGGACAUGUUUAAGUGUCUGAGGGACUAGCACAAAAAAGCAAAACCAUCACAUAGUAACAUACUAUCACCAUUUUUGUGUUGUGGAUGUCAUUGAUGGUGCAUGCAGGUGAUCCCAUGCAGUGCUUUUUUUUUUUUUGCUUUGUUUGUCUCUCUGCUCCUUCACCUCAGAACC